AUGCAGACCCCAUACGACUGGUACGCUCCUCCACACACAUAUCCCUCCACUGCCAAUGAUUUUGGAGGCCGCACAUAUCCCUCUCCGGCCCCCAGCAUCGACCCCUCGCCAGGCCCGCUGCCUCAUCUCACCCUCCAGGAGCCAUUUGCGCACCACAACAGGAUGAGUGUCGCGUAUGCGCGGAGACAAUUGGAGGUCGACCAGGCUGCGGCCCGCUUUCCCGAACAAAGGGACAUGCAGCUUCCCUAUCACACUCACUCUCCCUCCACUUCCAUGGCGUCCCCGUACUCUCCCUACCCCUCCCGCAACAUAGACCCCUUGCUCGAUGAGGCCCGUAUCCCGUCUCCUGCCCUCAGCUCUGGUUCUGGUUCUGGUUCUGGUUCUGGUUCUGGCUCUGUUUCCGGAUCAGCUCGAUCCCCUUUGUCUGCAGGGGCUUCCGAGGACGCGUCUUAUCCUCGUGCUCAAUCGACUGCGAUGCCCACUCGGCGCAUUCAAAAGCACACAAAGCAUCGCCUACUGGCUGCAGACCGAAAGGCUAUCUGUUUGUACCAUCUCAACGCAAAGCAUGCCCGUCAGGAGGACAUCGCCAAUCGUUUUGGCUGCGAGCGCAGCACUGUCAGCAAAAUUCUCAAACACAAGGAUAAAUGGCUCAAUAUCUCAACAGCUAUGGAGGCAAGCAACAGUGCCAAAUCAAGGGGGAGCAAGUUUCCCAUCAUAGAGUUAAAAUUAUCCGAGCAUUAUCUGUACAAGUGGUACAACAACAACACCGUCAUUACAGACCAGCUUCUCCGCACUACUGCUCUUCAGAUAGUCAAAGACGAAAAUCUCGGGUUGACCAAUUUCAAAGCUAGCUCGGGCUGGCUUGAAAACUUCAAACAUCGCUACAAAAUUCGACGCGGAGAAUGGCUCGAAGGACCCAUUAAGAACAAACUCAAGUACGGCACUGAGGCUCCUACCCAACAGCCAUACCCAACCCCGGACAAUCCUCACGCACCAGUGCCUCUUAGCGAUCAGGUAGAAGUUUACAAUUCUUUGCGCCCGUCCCAGAGCAGCAACGCUAUUGACACGGAACCACCCAUUGACCCCCCCUCUCCGGGUCCUUCACUGGCAGAACUGAUGAAGAGAAACACGACAGGGGAGAACGGCGAAGAAUUGCUGUCUGUUUCUGACAUCAUUGUGCAAAAUGCACCCCCGGACUAUGGCAAACGGCUCUACCCACUUUUCUUGCCCGCAGAGGAUGCUCGCGAGCGUUGGGAGCAAUUGAGGGCUGAGCCACGUCAGCCCACCAUCAGCCUUCAGCACAUAAUGGAUUCGGCAGACAAACUGGCGUCUUUCUUCGACAACGAAGGCCGCGGAAUCAUAAAGCCUGCCGAAAAGCGCGUGCUUGAGCACAUCAGGAGUGCACUUAUGCAUCUGAGCAUGGGGCAUGACUGGGAACGAUGA
Molecule: messenger RNA, 1443 nt
Organism: Psilocybe cubensis
Lineage: Eukaryota; Fungi; Basidiomycota; Agaricomycetes; Agaricales; Agrocybaceae
Exons: 3
Coding region: 1-1443 (480 amino acids)
Molecular function (GO): DNA binding
Source: RefSeq, a predicted model, not a curated record